This is a messenger RNA of Grammomys surdaster, 2253 nucleotides long. It is a transcript of the gene Usp46, whose product is annotated as ubiquitin specific peptidase 46. The transcript has 9 exons. The coding region runs from base 98 to 1198 and encodes 366 amino acids. Gene Ontology annotation, molecular function: cysteine-type deubiquitinase activity; cysteine-type endopeptidase activity. The record is from RefSeq and is a predicted model, not a curated record. Gene Ontology annotation, cellular component: nucleus; cytosol. NCBI's taxonomy places the organism in Eukaryota, Metazoa, Chordata, Mammalia, Rodentia, Muridae. Gene Ontology annotation, biological process: protein deubiquitination.
GCCUCGCCGCCACCCGGCCUCGCUGCGCGCCACCAUGGACAGUCCCGUUUUCCCCUGGUAAAGAUGGCGGUGCGCGAUCGCUGCAACCUUUAGACUAAUGACUGUCCGAAACAUCGCCUCCAUCUGUAAUAUGGGCACCAAUGCCUCUGCUCUGGAAAAAGACAUUGGACCAGAGCAGUUUCCGAUCAAUGAACACUACUUCGGAUUGGUCAAUUUUGGAAACACAUGCUACUGUAACUCUGUGCUUCAAGCGUUGUACUUCUGCCGGCCGUUCCGGGAGAAUGUGUUGGCAUACAAGGCCCAACAAAAAAAGAAGGAAAACCUGUUGACAUGCCUGGCAGACCUUUUCCACAGCAUUGCCACGCAGAAGAAGAAGGUUGGCGUUAUCCCACCAAAGAAGUUCAUUUCAAGGCUGAGGAAAGAGAACGAUCUCUUUGAUAACUACAUGCAGCAGGACGCUCACGAAUUUUUAAAUUAUUUGCUAAACACUAUUGCGGACAUCCUGCAGGAAGAGAAGAAACAGGAAAAACAAAACGGGAAAUUAAAAAAUGGCAACAUGAACGAACCGGCAGAGAAUAAUAAGCCAGAACUCACCUGGGUCCACGAGAUUUUUCAGGGAACACUCACUAACGAAACUCGAUGUUUGAACUGUGAAACUGUGAGCAGCAAAGAUGAAGAUUUUCUUGACCUCUCUGUGGAUGUGGAACAGAACACCUCCAUUACCCACUGCCUGAGAGACUUCAGCAACACAGAAACGCUGUGUAGUGAACAAAAAUAUUAUUGUGAAACAUGUUGCAGCAAACAGGAGGCUCAGAAGAGGAUGAGGGUAAAAAAGCUGCCCAUGAUUUUGGCCCUGCACCUAAAGAGGUUCAAGUACAUGGAGCAGCUCCACAGGUACACCAAGCUGUCUUACCGGGUGGUCUUCCCUCUGGAGCUCCGGCUCUUCAACACCUCCAGUGAUGCUGUGAACCUGGACCGCAUGUAUGACCUGGUUGCUGUAGUCGUUCACUGUGGAAGUGGUCCUAACCGUGGCCAUUACAUCACCAUCGUGAAAAGUCAUGGCUUCUGGCUUUUGUUUGAUGACGACAUUGUAGAGAAAAUAGAUGCUCAAGCCAUCGAGGAAUUCUAUGGUCUAACGUCAGAUAUAUCAAAAAAUUCAGAAUCAGGAUAUAUUUUAUUCUAUCAAUCGAGAGAAUAACUUGGUAGAGCACGAGACUCAUUCAAGCAGGGAAAUACUCAAAGCACUAGAGCCUUGUUUCUCUGCAGACCUCCCCUCCCCCAGCGGCCCGCUGACGUCAUCACUCUGAUGCCCACUGGUCUGGCAGUGUUAAACUUCCUUCCUUUGUGUUUUUACAUGCAGCACUACUCCUGGCUCUGUUUUGGUCUGAGGUAGAGUUAACUGCAGUCAGAUUAUAGUCAAGAUUUGUAUGAGUAACUGUUGCUAAUUUUAAGAUUGGGUUGAAUGUUCUGCCGCUUGUCAUGUCUGGCUAAACUAGAGUGAUAUUUCCUGUAAAUGUCAUGGUCCAUACUGAGUGUUUGGAAGGCUUCCUGAAUGGUUUCCGGGGCCACCUUUCCAUGCAUUCCUUUGACGGGUCCCUGGAAGCAUUGCUACCCAUUGUUAGCAUGCCUGCCUCCUCUGACGGGGAGGAGUUGGGUAGAUAGAUAUUCAUCUGUUAGGGCUGCAACCAUAGCUUUAAGUUUGUGCAAGUGAAAAUGUUUUAAAGUGAGUGGCCUAGAUGCCGAAAUCAUCCUCCACAUUGGAGCAAGGUGAGGUAAGGCUGUCGUUGGUGGCCAGUGUUUGCACCCAACUAUGCUUACCUAGCUGGUAGAAUCCCAGGGGCUAAGACAUUAUGGAGCUCAGGGCAGGCAAAGCCAAGAGGAAGACGUUUUUGUGGUCAGUGAAAAGUUACUUAUCUUUCUACCAAAAGCCAAGUUUCAGGAAAAUAGCGCAAUGCUGUUCAUUUUUAGUAAUAAUUUUCUUCCAUCAGGUCCUGUAGUUGUAUUCCUCUCAUAUUUGGUACCUCUAAGCUUUUCAAGCUAUCUUUCCAAUCCUGCUGAUGUUUGCAGUCAGUGUUUAUCAGGGCUGAGACACCAGCUGACUGCCUCUGGCAGGUCUCUCUCUAGUCAGUCAACACCAACAUCUUUCCUAGAUGAGGAAGAUGAAUCAAAAACUCUGUUCACCUUGACGACCAUCAGCAGAUUAAACAGCUUUUUCUCCUUCUCCUUCUCCUUCUCCUUCUCCUUCUCCUUCUC